AUGGAAUACCCUUCUUGGCCAUUCCACAAUAUGGUAAACUCAUCUUUUGAUCAAUCUGAUCUCAUGAACAUUGUUGAUUCUCAAAUAGGCAGCUCAGAUUUUUCUUCCUUGGUCCUCAACUCAGAUGUAUUUUCUGACUUAUCCGAAACUUGUUCAUACCCUCUUGCCACCGUGUUUUGUGGUGAUGAUCUGAUCCAGGUCUCAUCACAGCUGGAGGAAUUUCCAAUGAAUUUGGAAGAAAUUGACCAUGAUUUGAUGAUAGAAUGUUUGUAUGGUAAUUUCUUGGAAAACAAUGGAGGGACUUUACUUUCACAAGAAGUUUCCACACGAUUUUCUAUUGAAGGAGAUUGUUUGUCAGAUUCAUUGGUGACUUGUGAAGUAUCAUCAAUGGACUCAACAUCAAUCCUAACAUCACAGACUGCGCCACCAGAAUUGGUGGACAUAGAUAACGAAUCAGGCCUUCGUCAUCUUCUCAAGGCUUAUGCAGAAUCCAUGGAGAAUGGACAGAAGGAGCUAGAGGAGGUAAUUUUCAGAUGCAUCAAGGACAAAGCCAGCCCAAUUGGACAGACUUUGGAUCGUCUUGCAUUUAACUUGUGCCGAGAAGCUGUUGAUGAUCAACAAGGCGAUGUUGAUUAUCUGAAACAACAAUCCUACAAGAAUUUUGAGCCUGCAUUUGAGUUGUUUUACCAAAACUUUCCCUAUGGGAAGUUUGCUCACUAUGCGGCAAACUCAGCAAUCCUAGAGGCUAUUCCUGAGGAUACAGAGAUGGUUCACAUAGUAGAUUUCGAUAUGGGAGAAGGGCUGCAGUUGUCACAGAUGAUUGAAGCUUUAGAACAAAGACUCAAAACACUUAAGGUGACAGCAAUUAAAUGGGAAGAUGAAGAGAGUGGUUGUGCUCUACAGGGCACAUUUGGCGAGAGGAAGAAGCAACUUCAGAAACAUGCAAGAUCUUUUGGUCUAAACUUGAAGGUGGAGGAAGUGGCUCUAGAAGAUCUGGUGGCAGAGAUAAAGAAGACAAAAAAGAGGGCAGUAAGAGAAUUCUUAGCCUUUAAUUGUAUGGUUUCGCUUCCACACAUGCGGAGGAGGAGAAGUAGAAGUCUCGUCAUAGAGUUUCUAAGACUGGCUAAGGAUUUGUUAGCCACAUCUGGGAACUACAAGACUGGAAAAACAGGAAUUGUGACCUUUGGUGAUGGGGAGGCAUGUGAGAGACUCGGGAAUCAGUUGGAUUUCAGCUCGUUCUUUGAUGGGAAUCUGGUGCAUUACCAAGCCUUAUCAGAGUCAAUAGAGUCAAAUUUCCCGAGUCAUCUUGCAGAAGCAAGAAUGGUGCUGGAAAACAUCUUCCUAGCACCAUACGUCUCUCCUCAGACUUGGUUCCAAAACUGGUCCGAAAUGAAGGAAAACAGCCAUGUUCAACCAUGGCUUGGGCUGGAGGGUCGUAAAUUGAGCACAGAGAACUUGUUGGAAGCCAAGGAAAUAGUUGGAGACGAAAGCUCCUAUGGAAUUAAGAUUGGAGGAAAGAAUGGAAAUGAAAUGACCUUAGAAUGGAGAGAGAAUCCUUUGGUCCGAGUUUCUACCUGGGAAAAACAAUAG
Fragaria vesca subsp. vesca is the source of this 1590-nucleotide messenger RNA. RefSeq names its product nodulation-signaling pathway 2 protein-like. The transcript has a single exon. Gene Ontology annotation, molecular function: sequence-specific DNA binding; DNA-binding transcription factor activity. Gene Ontology annotation, cellular component: nucleus. Lineage: Eukaryota; Viridiplantae; Streptophyta; Magnoliopsida; Rosales; Rosaceae. Gene Ontology annotation, biological process: regulation of DNA-templated transcription. The record is from RefSeq and is a predicted model, not a curated record. The coding region runs from base 1 to 1590 and encodes 529 amino acids.